AUGGAAGCAGCUGAUCACGCACGAGCUCAAUGGUACUGGAAAUCGAGUUCGAAUCCCUGGUUGAACAAUGAAAACGAACAAUGGACAAGAUAUUCCGAUAUUCAGUCUGACAUUAUUGAACACGCAUUUGAGCAAACGAUGAAUACAAAUUUGGUUGAAUUAGAUAAUUACUGGAUUGACUUGAAGCGCUCGGUUCAAAUCAGUAAGCAUGAUCAAAAUAAACAAAGACAAAUCAAACGAAUGCUAAUUACUACAAAUGACAAUGAAUGUUUACGAGAAGACAGAUUUUUUUUUCCCGAACCAUUGAAGAAACCAUUCAAUGAGGAUCGUCUGGACGGUGGUUAUCAUGGCUUUAUCAAGGAGUGGGAGACAAAAAGAAAAACAUUUUUAUUCUUUUGGCAAGAAAAGAAUAAAGAAAUUUCGAAUAGUGACAAAGUAGAACAAGCAGCAAAAGGAAUCAUCUUCGAAGGAAAUCGACUAGGCAAAAAGGAUGAAUCACAAUGGAUUGCUGAGCAAUUGCGAAGUGUGAAAAAUAGGGCAACAGACG
Molecule: messenger RNA, 547 nt
Organism: Didymodactylos carnosus
Lineage: Eukaryota; Metazoa; Rotifera; Eurotatoria; Philodinida; Philodinidae
Source: the annotation of a GenBank genome assembly